ACUCCGAUUUGGUAAAAGCUGUCAAAGAAGAAUCUGCACUUAUUUCACAAGUCCAAUCUGUUCCAAACGGAGUGUCGUCUGAAAAAUUGAUAGAAUGUGCGUUCCGCCUAAUGAAGUCAUCGAACAGUUCUUUCGUAAGAAUUGCUGAAGGUGAUGAUUGCGAACAACUAGCUCGACCCUCAUCAAUGAACUCAUUUGUUUUCGAGAAAAACUUUGAAUACUUAGAAAAGUCUGCAUUUUACAGGAUGAUUGAUCAACAGACAUCCUUUAAAAAUUCCUACAAUCAAAGAAUUCACCAUUACAUAUACCAAGAGGUAAAAAAUGGAGACAAAUUUCAUUUCGUGUUUCAAAAGUCGAAUACAGACAGCUUAGCUAUAACAUUCAGAGACACAACAAAUGCAAUACAAGCUGUUAAAUUCGACGAUGUUUCAACGCAACUAGUAUUAACAAAUGUAGGUCCUUCUGGUCUAAAUGAAAAAGAAAAACUUGCAUCUCCUCUCCAGGACUUCAAAAUCUACAAGAUCAGAUUUGAGGUACUCCAAUAUCACUGGAAGAUCACAGUAAACGACGAAGUGCUUCCAACAAUUAACCAUCAUGGCUUGAUUACAAACAUCGAAGUGAUUGUUGUCAGGUUAGGACCUUCGAUCAAAUAUCUGUCAAAAUAUUUCAAUCCAAGAAAUCAACCAACAGGUAUAACAGGAUGGUGAACAGUGACAUGGUUUGAAAAUUUAGUUAGUUUCUGUGAUGAAACUACGAUAACAUUUGAUCAACAUAAAGUGUUAAUAUUUAUGACUGAAUCAAAAUUUGUAACAUUAUUUGAUUAUAAAUACGACAAGUGUAUAGUAUACGGUUAUUCGUUAUGCCUAAAGGUUCAAUGUUAUGUACCGUUACAAAAUGAAAUAAAAACAUGUGGUUCAUUCAGUUUAAACUAAAACUAUUUCGGGGGUGUCUGUGUUGCCCUUUGCCUUUUGUCAGGGAACUGAACUAUUGCGAACAGCUGAGCAUGUCUUCGCUCAGUAAAGUAAGGAAUAUAAACAAGAUAAACAGCUAGUGGCAAUUGUGAAAUAAAAAACAUUGUACGCUAAAAAAAAUAUCAUAAAACUUCUCGCUUUAAGACCCUGUCGAAUUUCCCUUUCCUCUAUUCAUACAUUUUAGUGCGUGCUCAUUUUCCCUAGUCGGCGAAUAAUAGCAAGAAUAUUUUCGAUGAAAUGAAAAAUAAAUGACGCCGAAUAAUCAAAUUAAUUUAACAAAUGAGCUCAUAAUUAACGCUACGCACCAUAAGAGGUCACCUUCUUGCGACGUAUCAAACAGCCAAUUAUCGUUGAGCUUUUACAAUCUUGAGAGAAUCUGGUUUCUAAUUUUAACCGCUGGAAAACCAAUACUAUGUAGGUAUUUUUUUACAAUUUCGAUAACAAACAUGGCAUGUAAACUGGCAAAACAAUCUUGCCAAUUAAAAGUUGAGUCUAUUAUUUCCAGUAUAUUUGUUUCAAAUUACUUGAAACAAUUUGUUUUCUUACAAAAAUCAACAAUAUAUUUUACUUCCACGGACAGCGAUAUUAUGAAAAUUCUUCUAAUGCCUAUAUGUGAAGGACGUAACAUCCAACAAAACAAACUGGUCUUUGAAUGUUUAGAAUUAUGCAGGGUACAAAAAUAUAGAAUAAAUAAAUAUUAUUUCCAAUUUGUGUAUAUCAUU
This is a messenger RNA of Ruditapes philippinarum (Manila clam), 1693 nucleotides long. RefSeq lists its product as uncharacterized. The transcript has 4 exons. The coding region runs from base 111 to 707 and encodes 198 amino acids. The record is from RefSeq and is a predicted model, not a curated record. NCBI's taxonomy places the organism in Eukaryota, Metazoa, Mollusca, Bivalvia, Venerida, Veneridae.